Messenger RNA from Cuscuta europaea, 1844 nucleotides. Lineage: Eukaryota; Viridiplantae; Streptophyta; Magnoliopsida; Solanales; Convolvulaceae. The record is from the annotation of a GenBank genome assembly.
GCAUGACAAAAAAUUAACAGGACAAAAUUGUGCAGGUCUGAUGAAAGACGUGCGCGCUUAGCAUUAUUUAUGGCGGGAGGAGAAGAAGGGCUUCAAAAUGUAAACUCUUCCGACCUGAUUCUCCCAUAUUGCGUUUCUCUCCUUCAUAAUUCAGUUUUAAAGGAAGCCCCACAACUCAGCUCCCAUCCCGUAGGAAUGAAUUAUGAAAAAUGAGAAUUUAGAAAUGAACUCUAUACUAAAACGAGAAUAUGAACCAAAGUUAUCAGUCUUUGGCAACAGAUUGAUUUCAGUUGUCAGAGCUCCUCAAACCCAGCUACUUUCCUCAGACCAACAUUCUGAAAACUCCGCUACAUCCCACCUGUCUUGCUCCUUCCAAGAACACGAUAAGUCGGCAUUCCUGGCCCUAUCAGAAACCAAAAUCCUGCAUGGUCGUUUCCUCAGAACAGAAACUUCGGUUACGAACUAUUCAGCUGUCAAAUCUUUACUGGAUGGGUACUACAAAUGUUCAAGAAUGGACUACGCAGUUAAGCUGUUCGAUAGAAUGGCUAUCCCAUAUACGUUUUGCUGGAACCAGAUGAUUUCGGGUUGUAACAGGGCGCUGUUGUUCAGCGAUUCAUGGGAGUUUUUUUGUAGUAUGCACGCAUCAGCCGUAUGUAUGGAUAGGUUUACAUAUGGAGGAGCUCUUUCUGCUUGCGAAGCUUUAGAAUCUGUGGUGUGCGGCGAGCAGGUUUAUGGUCUCGUAAUGAAAAAUGGGUUCUUUUCUAAUGGUUAUGUAAGGUCUGGGACGAUAGAUUUGUUUGUUAAGAGUUGUAGGUUUGAUGAUGCUUUAAGGGUGUUUUAUGAUUUUCAAUGCGAUAAUGUAGUUUGUUGGAAUACAAUUAUAUCCGGAGCUGUUAAGCGUAGAAAAUAUUGGCAUGCUGUAGAUAUGUUUAUUCAAAUGUGUUAUGGACCUUUAAUGCCAAAUGGUGUAACUAUCUCAAGUGUGUUAAAAGCUUGUGCUGCAGUUAAGGAGUUUGAGAUGGGGAAGAUGGUCCAAGUAUGGGCAACUAAAUGUGGUUGUGAGAAUGAUGUAUUUGUGCAGACUGCUUUGGUUGAUAUGUAUGCCAAAGGAGGGUAUAUGGAUGAGGCUGUAAAAGAAUUCACUGAGAAGCCAGUUCGCAGUGUUGUUUCUUGGACAGCUUUGAUAAAUGGUUUUGUUCAAAGUGGAGAUUAUGUUUCCGCAUUUCAAUUAUUUGAUGAAAUGAGGCAGAAGGAGGUUGAAAUAAAUGACAUUACCAUUUCCAGUGUGCUUACAGCUUUUGCUGAGCCAUUUAUGAGUGUAGAAGCAAUGCAAAUCCAUUCCUGGAUCUUUAAAGCUGGAUUUUAUCAGGACUCACUGGUUAAAAUCUCUUUGAUCAGUAUGUAUUCAAAGAUUGGGGAAUAUGGUUCAUCUGAAAUGGUCUUUGCCGAGACUGAAGAUCUCAAGCACCUUGGUGUAUGGGCCAAUAUGAUUUCUGCCUGUUUGCUAGGCUUCAGUUCCUCUAAGGCAAUUCAUUUGUUUCAGAGAAUGUUUCAUGAGGGGGUCAAACCAGAUGAAUUUUGUUGUUCUAGUGUGUUGGGUGUUGUAAACUCUCUAGAUCUAGAUGAAUCAAUCAAGUUGUUUAGAGAGAUGCUCUCAGAAAAAUUAAUGGCUGAUGAAAAGACAUUAAGCUCUGUCUUAUCUGCAUGCUCCACUCUUCAGUGUCUGAAGAUUGGUAAAGAAGUGCAUGGUUUUAUUCUUCGAUGCAGAAUAGGUGAGUUUGUUAUUGCAGGGAGUGCACUGGUGAAUAUGUACGCAAAGUGCGGAGAUCUAGUUUCAGCAAGGA